Molecule: messenger RNA, 9361 nt
Organism: Dermacentor silvarum
Lineage: Eukaryota; Metazoa; Arthropoda; Arachnida; Ixodida; Ixodidae
Gene: gem
Product: transcription factor CP2-like protein 1
Exons: 20
Coding region: 461-2530 (689 amino acids)
Biological process (GO): regulation of transcription by RNA polymerase II
Cellular component (GO): nucleus
Molecular function (GO): RNA polymerase II cis-regulatory region sequence-specific DNA binding; DNA-binding transcription activator activity, RNA polymerase II-specific
Source: RefSeq, a predicted model, not a curated record
AGCGUUUCUCACGUGUAAAUGCUGAUAUUUUUGUGUACGCUCUGGGGGUUUCAUGUUGAUCGCACUCAACGCGUCCUCGCCGUUGCAAAUUGACCGCCAUAUGACCAAAUCCAGUCUUCAGUGAAAUUUCAACGUUGUGUGUGCGUCAAGUGGUUGUCAUUUAUCGUCUUGCUUUGCGUGAAAAGACUUUGCAGCAGCCAUCUCUCUUUGUAUUUUGUGCCAUGGUGGUAUCAGCUGGUGCUCUCCCGUACUCCUUGAAACGCCGUGUAGUGUGACUCGUCCAACUUUUGCUGCACCAUUCGAAUAUCUCCGGUUGCAAGUAACGCCCGUGCGUGCUGAACGUUCACCAGUUUCACCGAUGAAGCGGAGAAGGUGAUACGAGAUCGCUGCUGUCGAGAGCGAUUAGGAGACAGCUGUAAUUUGUGCACCGCCUUGAAGUGCGCGUGCUGCGGGCCUUGGAAUGACCUCCGUGAGCCACUGGCAGAUCGAUGACAUUGAUGAUGCUUUGGCUGCGGACUUCGAUGGCAGCCUCUCUGGCCUGGGCAUGGAGCUUGGCACCGCAUCGUUCAACAUGAGCGAUGCCUUGCUGGCUCUGCCUAGCCUCGCAUCAGUAAAACAAGAGAUGCCCCGGGAGAAUGGCUAUGCCCUGGCCGAUGCCCUUAGGCAAGGUCCUGCAAGCGACUGUGGCAGCAACAGCUUGGGACACUCCUCGGAGGCUCGGUCAGGGGUCCAUGGCAAAAAGAACCGGCUGCCCCUGAGCACCGAUGAAGAUGUCACCGGCGCCAUCAAGCGCUUCUGUGUCAGCACCUCCAGGGAACCUGCCGAGGACACCAGUCCAAGCCGGUGCCGGCACAGCUCGUCGGCUCCCGACCUGCGCAUGGCCGUGUACCAGCCGACGGCGCCGCUGUCUCUGCCUCUGCCGCGCCUCGGACCUGGUGGGGAGUUGGCUGGCAAUGUGUCGACAGGUGGCUUUCAGUACUUCCUGGGAGCGGCCACAUCCAUUGCUACCAAGCUUCACGAGGAGACCAUGACCUACCUCAACCAAGGUCAAUCAUACGAGAUUAAGCUCAAGAAACUUGGUGAUCUCACAGAAAUGCGGGGGAAGAUGCUGAAGAGCACCAUUCGAAUUGGUUUUCAAGAACGUCGGCUGCAGUACAUGGAAAAAGAACAGAUUACUCAGUGGAUGCGGCAGAGACCAGGCGAAAGGAUACUUGAAGCUGAUGUGCCCUUGUCGUACGGAGUGUAUGAUGUGGUCAACACACCUAACAAGGUCCACUUCUGUGAGUUCCUUUGGGAUCCAACCAAAGAAACAGGAGUCUUUGUACGACUCAACUGCAUCAGCACAGAGUUCACUCCCAAGAAGCAUGGAGGUGAGAAAGGUGUGCCUUUCCGCAUCGUCAUUGAGACGUAUUCCCAUGGGGAGCCCGGGCCACCACAGAAGUUGCACUCGGCGUCUUGUCAAGUCAAGGUGUUCAAGCCAAAAGGUGCUGAUAGGAAACACAAGACUGACCGUGAGAAAAUGGUCAAGAGGCCUCUAGCUGAACAGGAAAAACAUCAGCCUUCGUACGAUUGCACGGUGUUUACUGAGUGCAUUUCCGAGCCAGCAUUUGCACCUGCCAGCCCUCCCCUGAGUACCAGCGGCAACAGCAACAGUGGAGCCACGAGCCCUUCUGCAGCAUUAGCUGUAGGGGCCCAAGGUCCCGCUGCUGUCCCAGUCGGUGCGCAGGGUCCAGCCCCGACCACACCAACCAGCCUGUUGCCUGUCGUAACCAGCGCACCUACCACUAAGCCACCACCGGUGGCCAGUGUUCCACCACUGCCUCCCAUACCCGUGUCUCCUCCUCAGCCCAUCCAGCAGCGACCUAGCAGUACCAGCAACUACUCGCCUCAGGGGAGCGGCGACAGCUUCCCUCCUCCUGCUGCAAGCACCGCCAUGCCUGACCAGAAUCCUGGAACCCCAGGCAGCUCUACUAGUGACAUACUUGAAGUUUCAGAUGCAUCCCUUUCAUCACCGCAGAAUUAUCAGUCCCCGAGCUCCCAGUUAUCAUCGGAAGCCAGCGCCAAUGAGACAUCCCACUGGCUACAGCAGAACCGCUUUGCAAACUUCACCCGGACUUUUGCUAGUUUUUCUGGUGCUGACAUUCUGAGGCUCACAAGAGACGAUCUCAUCCAAAUAUGUGGUCUUGCUGAUGGCAUUCGGCUUUUUAAUGCCUUACACUCAAAGACUAUUCGGCCACGGCUGACUGCUUAUGUCUGUCUGCCCACGGAACAUGUGUUCCGGGCUGUGUACCUGAGGAGCCUGACUGUGCUGGAACUGCUGAGCAAGUUGACAUCACUGUGCAGUGUCUCCCCUUUCACCGUUCAUGACAUCUACAUCGACGGUCCCUCUGGAAUUCAUGUGCUGGUCACUGAUGAGGUGGUCCGCAACAUGCCUGACGAGUCAAUGUAUGCCAUGGAGCUUCUGAGAGGCCCAGAUGAUGAAGUCUACAGCCUGCUUCUCAAGUCAUAUGGAACCAACACGAGGACAUGAUGAAUUGCUUGUGUAGCUAUCUUUUCCAUCUUUAGUUGCAUUGGUUUGCAUGUAACGGUUUUGGCCUUACUGGCUUCAUUCUCUCCAUACCAUCUGCCAGGAAUUUCUUGAAAAUUUUCACUGUAUCCCGGUACAUCAAACGCGUUUAUUUUGGGCAAUGCAGUCUGCUGAACUUGCAGCAAACAAAUGCUUCGGGGUGCUCUGCUAUAGGCAUGUGAACUUGUUUUGAAAAAUGAGCCUUGCAGCAUCAGCAUGUGACAAGGGUGGCUGGAAGCAGUGUUCUGACGUGAUUUUUCUAAUGGUUUACUGUGCACAAUUGUUUCACAUGGUUUAAAAGUACAUUAAAUGACAAGUUGGUCAAUUUGUCCACAUACAUGGUGGUCUAGAUUUUGGCAUCUAACAGGUAUAUAUAAACAUAAGAUUGGUCUCGUGGCUCAGGCGUGGCUCAGGCACGGUGAGUUAGAGGGCCUCCUGAGAUGCGAAGUCCAUUUGGCUGCAGCAUCAAUGAAGAGAAAUCAACAUGCUGUCAAUGCUAUGCGUAAUCGCCUUGGUGGUGGAGCCAGAGCGGAGUUCCUGCUGAACUGCUGUGUGUAUGCACUGAUCGGAGUGGAAUGGGCAGUAAAUGUCAAGCUAAUGUUAACUAAUAUUUUACUGGAUGCAGGCUAAUGCUCAUCUUGCCAGCAUUGUUAGAUGCCUGGUAGCCGUCUGAUUGUUCCUUUUAUCAAGCAGGAGUGCUGUGUCAUGCCAACAUGUUGCACUCACGUAUAGUUAGAACAUCGUCCAAGGAGUCCAAGCAUAAUGCUGCCAAAUGUCAAUGAUGCUUUCUAUUGCUGUCAAUGCUUGGCCUUUUGGGCAAAACUGCCAAAUUUUUUUUUUACAGAGCCCACACCCUGUAAACUUUGAAACAUCAAUAUUGAGGCCCACAGCGAAGUCUAGGAAUGCACAUCCCCACAGCUGUACAUUGCCUAAAGACCCAUGCCUGCUGUUUGAUUAAGAAAACGCAGUAGGUACUGUGGUUGAUAUACUGGCUACCCACACAAAGGGUUGAAGCUUGAAUCCCACAGGUGUCAUGAAAAUUGUUAUCUAGUUUUUAACAUACAGUCCAGUCUGUGCCCUUCCCCCAUUGAUCCAAAAUUCAAUUUUCUUUCUUAAAGAAUGAUUUCUCACAUAGUUAACUGACAUUUUUUGCAUUAUUUACAGCCAAGAUGGGACAGGACACUUGUCUUAUGCUUGGUGGAAUUGAAGAGUUUCAAGUCGAGGCCUUUUUCUGAAUACGGGGUUAGGAGAAAAGUUUGUUAAUACUAUGUAUCUGUAGUAAUUGGCCACGUGACUGUCACUCUGAGUAUGGUGUUAAAUGGUUAUUGUAGUACCAUUUGCAGAGAAGAAACUUGUGCUGAACAGUCUGUUCACAACAUUGUCCUACUGUCACUUUCAAAUGUGGUCGUUGAGAACUGCUGGCAGCAGUGUCCCAGUGCUCCUGUGUAUGACCCAGCACUCUACGGACUGAUCCUUGCUUUUCUUCCUUUUGAUCUACGUGACCAUUGAUUUGCCUUAGUAUAGAAAGUGCUGUGUUGUUUUAUCUCAGUGCCUUAAAUAUAUGUAAUCAGGCCUGUUAAGUUAUCCACAUUGGGAGCCAAAAACACUAGUUGCAUGCAGUAAAUUGAGCCAGUCGAGGCGGUAUUCUUCAGAGAUCACUGUUUCUCAAGGUAAAAGAAUAGAUAUUCAUUUUGAUUCAGUUCUGUACCCUUAGUCAAUGUAUUAUGACCCGUCUGCACAGUGAUGCUGUUUUAUAUGCAGCAUGCAAAGAAUUACCAGCAUUCUUGCCUUGAGCCUCAUGUGUGUGCCUGGCAGAUGUAUUGAACUGACUUAUAUGUCGAGUUAUUGCUUUGUAACCAUGUGGAAGAAAUUGUUGCCUGCAAUGUACAUUAACUUCUGCUAAAAUUCUGUCACUGAUUCGUAGAAAACCAAACUGUGAGAUGCUCCAAACAAUUGAAUGUGCUCAGACAUUGGUUAUCACUGGAAAUCGCUGCGAAAAGCACUUAGGAGGAGAAACAUUUGUGUUUUCCCACAUACACAUAAUUUCACUAGCACUGUAUACAACUCGGGGCACGUCGGAUGCCGACUUCACCUAGUGACUGAAAUGGGCAACAUGCUUGUUGCUGUCCCGUUGGUGUUCUGUCGCCAUGGUUGCCACAGUGACCUAAUGACCGAACUUGCUUGCAUUCCAUUUUAUUAAGUGCCAUAAUCUGCCACUAGGUGUCACUAAUGAAAUCUCCUCCCCUACUUUUCUAUACAUGUUUUUCACCGUGUGAUGUCUAGUUGCUUGUUUGUGCUGCCACUAAAGAGACUCUCCUCCUAAGUGCUUCCUUCUGCUGGAGAUGUGCACAGAUGUUAACAGUUCCAUCACUUGUAUCAGUAUUGCGUCAAGACCAGUAUGUGCUGUCUUGUUUGCAGUGUUGUAAUGACUCUUGCGUGGUGCAGAAUUUUAAUAUUUCUUGUGUAUCGUUUAUUUGUCAAAGUUGUGCAGGUGUGCAACAGCUCUUAGGAAGAAACACAAUCAUUUUUUGUUCACGCUGUUUUUUUUAUUAUGGUGGGGCCCUAUUAAUUUAAUGUGCUCCACAGUUGCAAGGCAUGUGUUGUCAUCUUAGCACCAGAGUGUGACUGAUUCAUGGGGUCAUCACUGAUUCAUUUUGUUGCAAUCGUUUCUGGUUUUAGUUUUAUAUUUGACAUUUUGCUUUUUGCCGUUUCAUGCUAAGAGGAGCUUUCACUGGUUUUGUAUAGUGGAUACUAACGGCAGAACUGUUUUAACCAUGCCAAUGUGUUUUUCAUGAGCAAGUUGAUACUUGAUGCUGAAGAAGCAGGUCGGCAGACCUAAACACUGUGCGCCUGAAAUGACCUUUAUGCUAGCAGCUCAUCUUUUAAAGCAGUUGCUUCCAUGUUGAUGUGCCCAUGCAAUGUUACACCAGUUGGUCCUUUAGCUUCAAAUGUAAAGCCAUAGCUUCUUGUGCAUUCACAUUUGUUUGCACACUGAACUGUCAUUUUUUCUUUCUUUUGUUUUUGUUUAGAAUGUAACGUUAGGUGUUUUGACUCUCAUUUUCUGGGAAAGCAUUCUGAAAUGGUACAAAGACAUCUUCAUUCUCUUUUACUUGUGUGCAACUCAUUUCUAGUAUUUUCCAAGGUAUGCUAGGGUGCCAUUGACAUUUGGUGCACAGUCAAGAAUACAUAGCAUUUCUUCUUUUUUUUUUUACAAAAAGGAACAUACGUGUAGAUCACAUUUGACAAGAAUAAGAAAAUAAUGUGUAGCCUCAUCCCAGCUCUCUAAAGAGUCAACAGAACUUCUAGCUUUACAAGGCCUGUUGCACUGUUCUGCUUAGGUUGCCUCACUGUUGCUUUGCUCCAUCAAAUCACUAAGGUCAUUGGGCCACCUCGCAGUUAUCUUGACACCUUGACUAUAUACCCCAGUGUUGCCAACCAUUUUUUGGGAAAUACCCUAUGUCAUAGUCAAAAUUACCCUGCUUUACCCUACAGAAUUUUUUUAUUACCUACAUUUUACCCUACGCCUAAAAUAGCACAGUGCAAUAAUAAUAACUUACAGACUAUACUUCACAAUACGACGUGAUAGAUGUGCGCUGGCGCUAAAAUCGGUAGUAACUGUCAUCGAAAUAAUUAGCAAAAAAAUGUUGCAGUUUCGCCCGAAAGGCGAAACAUCAGUUGCGAUAGCAAAUUAGUAGAGAGCAAUACGGAGUAGGGAUAGUAGUUUUAUCGGCUACAUAAACUUGACACAUUCGCUUGCUAACCGAGUUAACAAGCGUGGUGUCAGCGCGCACAAGCAAACAUGAAUAGAUCACACUGGACGACCGCAGACAACCACUGUCAAAACGCUGGCAUGUGGAAGGGCGGCUGCCACAGCGAGCAAAGGUUCGUGCGGUCUAUUGCUUCAACAGAAACUGAGCGCCGUAAGCACAGCACAUACAAAGGUCACAAACGUGUGGAGGACGCUUUCAAGAUACGGUGCGCGCAACAACACCGACAGCCCGCACCGGCACAAAGUACAAGAACACCUCUGUUGGCAGAGUAGAAUCUGCCCCCCUCCCCCCCCUCCCUCCUGCACUGCCUUACCGUUUUCCUGCUUUCGCGUGGGAGAUUGCGUCGCAAGUUCCCCUUGCGCCCGGUUGCAAGAUACGAAUUUGGUGCCGCAGCACAGCAUCGCCCCCCCCUCCCUCCCAUACCCCCACGGCCUUUCGCUCGACGGAAGUCGCAUUUGCUCUCCGCCAUGCGUUCGCUCUCCGUGAAAUCGCGCGUCCUCCGCGCGCUUUCACUCGCACAUAUGGCGCGCGGCGAUGAUUUUAUUGCCCUUGGACUUUAUACGGAACGUCACGGCGACAACGACGGCAGAAAUCCUCUUGAAGUGUCCAUAUAAUUGCUAUCGCAAUAAAAAAAGCACAUAUCAAAAGCCAGCAUACGCGCCUUUGUGCACAUCGUCUCCUAUAAUUGAAAGGGAGUGAUACAGAGAGAGAAUAAAGUCUUUAUUGAGCAAAAGAUUGGCGUGUGGCUUGCUGGCCGGUGUGGGUUGUUGUGUUGCAUAUAGGAAAAGGCGAUAACGAAAAAAAAAAACGUAGCAAAUCAAAGUAAGCAAAGCAAUACCACAGGAUCGGCGCUCCGCACAGCUCAGAUUCUAACGGCUCCUAAACUGUGUAUAGGAAAAUAAUUGAAAGGUGGGCGAGGUGGUUUGAUUUCAAGAUGUAAAAGACGGCGCAAACCAACCAGGCAUAAAGUGAAGAAGAAAACAAUAAAAUGCAGUUGCGAGUUCAGCGCCCGUCUUGAUCUUUCUGAAGAAAGAACAACAAUGCUAACACAGAGAUAUGUGAAGUCUGAUCUUUCGGCUCUGCCCUGUGCUGGUGAGAUGUGAAUUAAAACAGCUCCAAUUUUAUUCAAAGGAAGAUUUAGUUUUCGGAUCUGUGUCGAGAAUAGCACCGUCGGAGAUGUCGCGUCAAUUGGCUAGUUUUUAAAAUCACUCGUCAACUGUUCAUUUUUCGCUGAUAGUUGACGAGCAAAAAGUUCUUUCUCAGGUUUUACGUGCCAAAACCAGUUCUGAUUAUGAGGCACGCCGUGGUUGAGGGCUUCGGAUUAAUUUUGACCACCUGGGGUUCUUUAACGUGCACUACAACGCAAGCACAUGGAUGUUUUUGCAAAAAGUGGAAAUUAUCCUGCACCUGGUAAGAAAAUCGCAUUACCGCCCUACUACCCUACACUGCCCGAAAAAUUUUCAGAAUACCCUACAAGUAGGGUAAUUAUCCUACGGUUGGCAACACUGUAUACCCCCCUUCAGUGGAUGCAGGGCUUUUCUCAACAGCCACACUGUUCUGUCUCCCCAUAUUUCUUUAUUAUUAUUAUUUUAUUUAAAAUAUUAGUCUGCUUUCUCCAACAUAAAUGAAUGAAUCAUGCCUUUGUAUGGCUUGCUGAGCUGUUAAUUGGCCUUCUAUGUGGAAAGGCUGCUCGAGUUGGAUUUUUCACCGAAAUGUCGUGAGAUAGAGUUUGUGGCUUCUAAUGGUUUCUCCAUUUCACUGCUGAAGCAUUGUGGUGUAGGGCUAGAAUGUCGUGUGUGAAAAAAAAAGAAAGAAAGCUAACAAAUACCACUACUUAACAAUGUCUAUCUUAGUCAUCUUUGCAGUUUGUGGCAUUCCCAAUAUACACUGUCCCUCUCUGUUUUUGCUUUUGGAUAAAUGGCUUCACAGCGUUGUCCUCUUGUGAAUAACCAACUGGCUUUGGGUGCAAGAGAAGUGCUGAUAAUGGAAAGACUGACGAGUUUUUGACUCGGUGAUAUGUAGCAUUUUUGAUGUGAUGCUUGCACAGUGGAUUGUACUUAGAAGCAGGGAGAAAACAAAGAAAUGCACUGUUCUGAAGAACCGGCCAUCACAAGACGAAAGAGCUGCGAGCAUGUUGCAGCUGUGAGAUACAAAGUAUUGUAUAUAUGCAUCUGCAUAUUGUUAAUAGUUGUUUGAGUUAUACAGCCAUAUUUUUUUCUAUUUGAAGUUCUUAUUUCUUUUAGGUCUCUAUCAUAGGUGCAGUUUGAAAUUACUUAGGCAGCUGGAGGUAUAUUUUUUUUUCUCGGUAUGGCAUUGUGCAAUAAGUUUUACUUUUUGGUCCAUCAUGGGUAGGGAUAACUGGUAGGGCCUGCAGGGAACUGAUUUCUAUUAUGUUUUUUACAGCUUGCCUCAGUCACUUUUUCGGAUCAUUUGGUGGUGCUCAAUUUCAUUUAUUUUGUGGCAUUUCAUGUUGGGGAUCUCGUCUGAAAACUUCAUUGUGCCUGAUGGAUGGGCUGAUUGUACAGCUACUGGUUUUUUAUGCUUGUCAAUCUAGCGAAUUUCACAAUGGCGUUUUUUUUUUUUCUUUUUCAUCAAUGGCAACCUUUGAUCUUUAGCAUCUUUGACCUAUCUCAUAAACAAGUUUCUACUGUUUAGUUGUAGUUGUACACGGUGUUGUUCACUUCACCAAUGUGACACCAAUGAAGUGUCUUUUACUUACUCCAGAAGCGCGUGGUUGACGCCCUGGCACUUGCUUUUUCCUUUUAUUGUUUGUUUAUUACCGGUGUCUGUUGCUUUUGUGGUGUGUGCCGCACGUCAUCGGUUGAAGAGGGUUAGUUUUAUGGUCAGUCAUAUAGAGAUGAAAAAACGAAAAAAAAAAAGAAACGAUAAGACAUCUCCGUUCACGUUGACCUGCAUUGUUCAUGUUUUGUGCACUCGGGCGCAAAGAUGUAGUUGGGCACUGCGUUUGUACAGAGAGCUCUAUUUUUUCCAAGACGGAAUAAUAAAAGAGUCUAGGCACGCGCAU